Molecule: messenger RNA, 1029 nt
Organism: Acyrthosiphon pisum (pea aphid)
Lineage: Eukaryota; Metazoa; Arthropoda; Insecta; Hemiptera; Aphididae
Exons: 1
Coding region: 1-1029 (342 amino acids)
Source: RefSeq, a predicted model, not a curated record
AUGGCACCAGCAAAUCCUAGAACAUUAGAUGAGCUAGUAAUUCCUGCGGAGUACAAAACAACAAUUGAUGGUAAGCCAUUUUUGUUAUAUGACAGUAGCGAUGAAAAAUCAGGAAAACCGCGAAUUUUAAUUUAUUCGACAGAAGAAAAUUUAAAUUUGAUGACUAAUUGUAACAAUUGGUAUGCAGAUGGUACAUUCUCUAGUGCACCAUCUAUUUUUUACCAACUAUAUACCAUUCAUGGUAUACAAUACAGUAACGUUUUGCUAUUUUUAUUCGCUCUCCUUCCAAAUAAAACGGAAGAAACUUAUGUCCGUUUUUUUGAAAUAAUUUUAAAUUUAAAACUGGAACUUAAACCAACAACUUUUAUGCUUGAUUUCGAGCUUUCAACCAUAAAUGCAAUAAAAAUGGUGUUCUCAAAUACGUCAUUACAUGGAUGUUUUUUUCAUUAUUCGCAAGCUCUAUGGAGACAUAUCCAAGAUAGCGGGUUAGCUAUUAAAUAUCGUGAAGAAUCUAAUUUCGCAUUGAACAUUAAAAAGUUAAAUGCAUUAUCAUUUGUUCUUCCGCAUUUGGUAAUUAAUGCAUACGAACCAAUUUUGGAAACUGAGUUUUAUAUUGAAAAUGAAAUCUUAUUAUCAGAUUUUUUGGAUUAUUUUGAGAGUACGUGGAUUGGGAAAUUAUGUCGUAAUAAAAAACGUCGAAAUCCCAGAUUUCCAAUAGAGCUAUGGAAUUGUUACAAUCUCGUUAAAUAUGAUAUUCCUAAAACAAACAAUUCAGUAGAAGGGUGGCAUAAUUCAUUUAAUUCAACAUUAAAUGCACUUCAUCCUUCGAUAUGGAAGUUUAUCGAAGCGCUAAAAAAAGAAGAAAAACUUAAUCGUUUAAAAAUGCAUCUAUUUUUGGCUGGAACAGAACCAAGACAAAAACUUAAAAAAUAUAAAGACACAGCUUCUAGAAUUAAGGCAAUCUGUAAUGAUUUUGAAAAUCGCAGUAUAAACGAUUUUUUAAAAGGCAUUGCUCAAAAUCUAUCAUAA